Penicillium brasilianum is the source of this 798-nucleotide messenger RNA. The record is from the annotation of a GenBank genome assembly. NCBI's taxonomy places the organism in Eukaryota, Fungi, Ascomycota, Eurotiomycetes, Eurotiales, Aspergillaceae.
AUGUCUCACGUUGAUCUGCCUAAUGAACUCUUUUUCAUGAACGCGCAGUAUCUGCCAACCAAUGCCAGCGUUUCAGCGCUGAUGAGGACUGAUCGUCGGCGGUAUAAGCUUCUCCGUGAAUACCUUUAUGAUCAGAUUUCUGGCAACAAGAAGAACAAGACGCUCAACUGGGCCGCCAAACAUGGCUUUGAAAAUAUUGUGCGGGCGAUGUUGCAACGCGGAGGUGAUAUUCGGGUUGACGAAACCUCGUACUUUGGUAACUGGGACCCCGAGUCUGGUCCCACACAAUGCCUCUCAAUGGCAAUCGAGCAUGCAGCUAGAAAUGGGCAUGUGAGAGUGGUGAGGCUAUUACUCGACCAUCAAGCCAGCGCGCUUAAUAUGCGUUCGGGAUACAAUACCUGGCCACUUCUCAGAGCAGCUGGCAAUGACCAUGCAGAGGUGGUAAAGGUUCUGCUGGAACACUCAGCCAACAUCCCAUCAAAUGCAAUUACUGACCUUGGCUUUGGCCCUCCUCGCUCCUUCGACUUCAGCAGUGUUCUGCAUGACGCAUUGAAAGAGGAACGGGAGGAGAUCGUAAAAAUCCUGCUGGCGGAUGACCGCGUGAAGCUAGAUGAUCAGAGCUUGGCUGCUACCGCCUGGAGUGGGGAUGAGACCCUCGUUGAGCUAUGUUUGCGUGAAGCACCUCCAUGUUCGACCCAGAGCGGAUUUCACUCACCACUGGGGGCAGCCGCAGACCGGGGGCAUGAAGCCGUCUUCAAUAUGAUAUUAAGCUCGGAUGGUGUCGAUCCAAACAUGUGA